AUGAAAGAAGAUUGUACAGAACUGUAUUGGGAUCGUUCUGCAAUUGUGAGCAAGGGUAAAACCAAUCCGUUGGAGUUGUUUUUCAAAAUUCUUAAUCCUUUUAAAAAGUUAAAGGUCAUUGUACUGAAGAAUGAAACUGUAGAUAUUGCCUUUCUGAAAACCAUUCUCGUGGAUUGGAAAGGAGAGGUUAAACAUUUAAAAUUCAUUAAUUGUAUGAUGAGCGUUUUUCAUCAAUUACCCAUUCAGUGCAAGUUCAUGACCUCCGAUAGUAGUGUUGAGAGAUCUUUUUCGGGAUAUGUUCCUCUCCAACAAUUUUUUGGGGGCAAGGUUUUGGAGUGCCAAUUUAUAACUGAAAAGAUGAAAGCAAAAACUGUUCGACGAAAUUAUGGAUAUUUGAAUGGGAUGGAUGAAAGUGAAAGUCAAGAAAUGUCUGUUGGAUGUCAGCGGUCGUGUGUGGAGGAAAUUACCAUUAUUUCAACUCAGACACACAUGUUGAGCCAUGAACAUUUGUUAUGCUGCUUUUGCCUCUUAAAAGAAUUUCCAAAAUUGAGACUGGUUGAGCUUUCAUUCAUGUCGGCCAAUGUCUUGGAUUCUGUAAUUGAGUCCAUGGGAGGAAAAGAGCUUUUUCCCAAUGUCGAAUUUAAGAAGAAUAUUCAUUCAACCGCAAACCAAAUCUUAAUGGACACUCAAGAUUUUGAAAAGGCUAUCGAUUAUUACAUGAGUCGAUUUGAAAAGGACUUUCAUUUUAGAAAAAACAGGCUUGAAGCAUUUAGGAAGAAGUAUUUGACAUCCCGAUCUUCUUUUGACACUUUUCACAACAAUGCAUGUAAAAUCAUUGAUUUUUUUUCGUAUCAUUCACCUUUUGGUAUGGACUCCAAGUUAAAAGAUAUGAAUGGAUACAAUAUUAUUCAAUUAGCCAUUAUUUUCUCUUCCCAUGCCACUGUGGAAUUUAUUUUGCGAUACUUGACUGCAUUAGAAAAUGAGUCGGUAGACAUAAUUCAAAUUCACAACGAGUUACAGGAAUUAUUUUGGUCCAAUAAUGGCAUUGAUGGAAAAAACGCUGUUUUUUCGAGCAUUCCAAGCAAAGAUUGUGACGAUUUACUGCGAACUAUGAUGCAGUAUAACAUUUCAUUUAAUGCACCCUCUUCUGAUGGGUCCACUAUAGCUCAUUAUUUGUGCCACGUUGGAAAAUUAGAACAACUCAAGAACAUUUGGUUUUCACUCUUUAAAGAUUUACCACUGGAAAGAAAACUAUAUUUUCUUGAUCUGAAUUCUAAAAAUCACAUGAACGAAUAUCCUAUUGAGGUUUGUAAAAAGCUCAAAAUGAACAACAUGAUGAAUUAUUUGAAAGAGAAUUCACAACAGUUUGGAAUUUCAUAUUUACCAAACUUGGAGGUGGAAAAACCAACGAGUAGCCAAGUCACACAUAAACCGUUACCAGUGCAACCUCCUGCACCAAGUCGACAAAAUACCCAAUGUCAAAUUUUGUAA
Messenger RNA from Naegleria lovaniensis, 1491 nucleotides. RefSeq lists its product as uncharacterized. Bases 1 to 1491 code for a protein of 496 amino acids. The transcript is spliced from 3 exons. The record is from RefSeq and is a predicted model, not a curated record. NCBI's taxonomy places the organism in Eukaryota, Heterolobosea, Eutetramitea, Acrasida, Naegleriidae.